Wyeomyia smithii (pitcher-plant mosquito) is the source of this 814-nucleotide messenger RNA. Its product is annotated as histidine-rich glycoprotein. The coding region runs from base 143 to 580 and encodes 145 amino acids. The record is from RefSeq and is a predicted model, not a curated record. Lineage: Eukaryota; Metazoa; Arthropoda; Insecta; Diptera; Culicidae. The transcript is spliced from 3 exons.
CUUCUGCCGACCGGUGCUUUGUGAACAUUUACCUGCGUACUCUGUGGUGCCUGUUUGUAGUGUGCGCUCUCAGAUCAGUGUUUAGGAUCGUUGCUGUGAAGUUGCUCUAGUUCCUGCCAAAAGCUUUCAGUGGUUUUUUAACAUGUUCCGAUCAAUUAUAUUCGUGACCCUGUUCACCGUGUGCCUCGCCGGUAUCAUUCACCACCGGCAGGACGAUGAAGAAGUGGCAGAAACCGAGCAUCACCACAACAUCGACCACAAGCAUGCGACCUCACACCAGAGCUUCAAGUUCCAUCACUUCCACGCUGUUCCAGUUUACGUUAAAAAGGAGGAUCAACAAUUCCUGAAGCACCCGGUAGAGGUGUCAGGACUAAAGCAUAACCUAAAGAUUGUCCACCCAGAAACGGAACACAGCCACGGCCAUGGUUUGACACUGGAAAACCACAGUGAAUUCGACAGUAAGCUGCACGGUGGACACGGCUACGAUCUGGGUCACGCCGGUUCGGAGCAUGUGGCCCAGGAUUACGGUCACGAGUACGAGCACCACUACGGCCAGCUGGAUGAUGGUGACGAGAGCUAAGCUGUUGGAUGCCAUUACUGCGUGUAGAGCUGAACAGUGCAGUGCAGACGCAGUAGAAUUUUGGUUUUAUUUAUGAAUGUGAUAUAGUCAACUACUUGAUAAGUAUUGAAAAGUUUGCCUCCUGCGAGAAGGGGAGCAAAUCGUAAUUUAUCUAAUGUUAGUGUCUUCCAUUGUUAUUUUUUUCAAUUUGUUGAACAAUCAUCGCCCUUCUCCAUAAAUAUGGUAUAAUUGUGA